Messenger RNA from Tribolium castaneum (red flour beetle), 3223 nucleotides. RefSeq names its product leucine-rich repeat-containing protein 15. Gene Ontology annotation, molecular function: protein binding. Lineage: Eukaryota; Metazoa; Arthropoda; Insecta; Coleoptera; Tenebrionidae. The coding region runs from base 128 to 1828 and encodes 566 amino acids. The record is from RefSeq and is a predicted model, not a curated record. The transcript has 2 exons.
UUGAUAAGUGUUAUCACAUUUAAAAUGCAAACUUGUACGAUUGAACCCAAACAGAAUAAAGUUUAUACAUUCGUUCCUACUUGCUGUGAUUUUGUGUUUAUUUAACUAGAUUGUAUUUUAGUUGGACAUGUUUUUCAUUUUUCUGUUCAUUCUAGUCAUUACGACAGAAAAGUCUUCAGGUGUAUGCAGAAUUGAUAACGUUACAGAUUCCCAAGGAGAAAAUGUCAAACGCAAGCAAUACAUUCAUUGUCAGUUUGAAAACAUAUCUUCGAAUCUGUACACAAAAGUCAAACCAUUUUACGAUUAUUACAAGUCUGACACGAUAGAGUGGUUAGAAAUCAGUGACACAGACAAUCGCCUUUUAUCCUCAGGGGCUUUGGGACCUCUUCCAGUGAUGGACUUAAGAAUACAUAACGCAAAUAUUCACGAAAUUGAACCCAACGCUUUUUCGGGAAUUGAUAAAUAUUUGGGAAAGCUAUCAUUGAAAAAUAACAAACUUUCGAGUAUAAAAGAUUAUUAUUUUAAGCAUUUAUUUUUAAUUUACUUAGAUUUAAGUUUUAAUAACAUCACUAGUAUAAGUGAAAACAGUUUUUUAGAAAAUAGAUACUUAGGCACACUGAUUCUAAAAAAUAAUUUACUUUCAGUUUUACCACCCAAUUUAUUUCCAAGAUCGAAUCAUUGGCGUAUAACCCAUUUAGAUGUAUCCUUUAACAAACUUGUGACUCUUGACAGUAAGAUAUUUCAUAAUUUAUGGUCACUAGUUGAAUUACGAAUAAACGAUAAUUACUUAAAUCACUUGGAUGAAAACAUAUUCAGUGAAAAUGACGACUUAAAUUAUUUAUUCAUAAAUAACAACCGUUUUCGGGGCUUCCAUAAUUUAACUUUGCCAAAAUCAAUGAAUACAGUCAAUGCCAGUAAUAAUUUAAUUGCAUUCUUUAAUUUGCGGAAACACACCUUUAUUAAUACGUUGGACUUGAGCUCGAAUGGAAUAUCAUCCACCAAGGAUUUAUCAUUUACAAAUGCAACUGUAAGUGAGUUACUUCUAGAUAAUAACAAUUUGGAAUCAACUCACGACACUUUCAUUACUUAUUUUCCAUCACUGUGGCACCUUUCGCUCACCAAUAAUAAACUAACACAAAUAAACCACUUCAAAAACAGCACAAAGCUAACAAGACUAAACCUUGCCAAAAAUAAUUUAUGCACUAAUGAUCUUUUAAACUUACCCUCUUCACUAAACGAACUGCUUGUUAGUUUUAACAAUUUAACAGAAAUUGCCUUCGAUUCGUUACAAGGUUUGAAGUUUUUAAAAAUCCUCCAUUUGGAGCACAACCAAAUCCAAAAAAUUGCCUUAGGGGCGUUUAGAAAUUUGGGUCAGCUAAUUGAACUCGAUUUAUCAAAUAACAAGAUUUCCGUUUUAGGUAUUGGUGUUUUCGGUGGGUUGAAUAGUUUAAAACACUUGGAUUUAUCAGAGAAUGAAUUACAACAAAUAAGUAACGCUUUUUAUAAUUUACGAGCUUUGAGAAUCAUAAAUUUAAGCAAAACUAAAGUUAAAUACAACACUGUGGAGACAAUUUUGUUACAAUUACCAAACGUGGAACAAGUUGGUUUAGCUGAAAAUGGCUGGGCUUGUUCACAUUUAAUUAACAUUACCACCAAGUUUGGUAAAAAAGUUAUUGAUAUGGGGAAGUAUAACAUAACUAAUGUCGAUGGUGUGGCGUGUGAUUACGAGGAAACGCCAGAACACAACAAACAGAAGUCAACAAAUUUAAGUCGGUUUGAAGCUGAUUAUCAUGGUUUAUUUAAGUUCCAGAUUUGUUUCAUGUGUUAACUGAACUAUUUGUAACAGUAAUACGAAAUUAGCAUUUACAUUCUUAAAAAUAAUUUUUGAAAAUAAAUUAUUGUUUCUCACUGUAAAAGGGUGAAUAUAAGUUUCUAAUACGGAGGAAUAUAUAACUUAGGAGAUCCUAAAAUCCUAUUUUUUUAAAAUAGUAAAAACGAGGGCGCUUCUAGCGUUAAACCGUUAAACCGUUUUAAAUUAAUCUAAAUCCAACUAAUUCCCUAAUACCUUAAAAAAAAUGCAGAAGUGUAGAGCUUUGCCCUUUUAACAGACUGAAAAAACUGACUACUAAAAUUUAAAAAACAUUAUUUAAAAUUUAAAAUAUGCGCCUGUGUUUUUCAAGACGCUGCGAAUACGAUUAAAGUUACAAGAAAAAUUUUUUUGUAGAAAAUCUACACCUUUUUUUAAUAAUUUUCUUGCAUCAGAAACCGUAUUCCCAGCGUUUUGAAAAAUAUGGAGCAGAAAGCAAAUUAGUAAAAGUUUGUAAGUUUUUCAAACAUAAUUUUGCGUUAUCUUCUUUGCAUUUAAUUGAAUUUAAUGCUCUAUCUGCCUGUAUUUUUUUGUUUGCUACGUGUUAACCGUUAUUCAAAAACAACCAUUUUUUCAAAUUCAUAACUCUGAAAACUCAGACGGUAAUAGAACAGCUGCGCUCUCUGGCGACAUUAACGGAAUUAUCGAGAACGGAAACGUUUCAUAUCCCAACCUUUAGAUAUCCGUAGCUUCUAAUUCUCACGUUUUCAAAAAUUGUAACAAUCAAUACUUUUACGAUGUCCAGUUUCAUUUUAAUGUUAAUAUUUUAAAAAAACCCAUUCUUAGAUUUAAUUAACAAGCGCUAAAUAUGCUAAAAAAAUAUAACCGUGUAUAUUAUUUAUCAAGGUUUAUAAACGAAUUACAUAUUAUAAUUUUUUUUGGAAUGGAAAAAAUUUGUAUGUUAUUUAUAUACCAUAAAUGGUAUUUUAUUAAAGACAAAAAAGUAUGUAGGUAAUCAUUAAUUUUUAAAAAAAUCAGUGAUCUACAAUAAUUUCUAAGUUUUGAUGCUUUUUAUUCUACGUAGUAUAGAAGUUGAUUAUUGUCCUACGAACAUUGUGUGUUUGUACAGUAAAACCUCUCAACAACAGACACCGAAGGGGAAUUUCUAAUUGUCCGUUGUGUAGAGAUGUCCACUAAUAGGAGGUGAAAAUUUUAAUAUAGGUUUUGUUAAGUUUCUACAAAAAUGUCCGUUGUGAAGAGGUGUCCGUUAUAUUAAGCAAGGUUUUACUGAAGUUAGUUUUGGAAGGUAGACUAAGUCAAAUAUGUUAAAUAGUCGAUAAUUACAAGCUAGUUAUUAGUCAAGUAAGAACCUUCAGUAAUAAUGUAAUCACUACAAAUAAACUAUCAGAAACGAAA